AAAUCAAAAAAUUCAUGUGAGAUGAGUAGUUACUCGAGGAUAAAUUUGUAAUAACUAGUUAGUUAUCCAAGGUUAGUUGGAUCAAUUACCGAGAUAUGACAAUUGGAGUAGAAAACAGUAAACAAACAACAUAUAUUUGAAUUAACUUGCAAAUGAUUUGAACAUUUUUGACACUUGUAUAAUUUAAUCAUUCAAUUCAAAACAAGUAGGAUAUGUUAUGUUCAAGAUAUGAUUUUUUUUAAUUAGAAGUUAUCUCGUUCAAUGUAUUACAUUUGCAAUGUACAGUGUAAACUAAACAAAGAAAGCCAUUUCAAAUUGAGAGUGGACGUAUAAGUUAUAUCAUACCGGAUUUAUACAAGCAAGUAUGGACGAUGGAUUACGUUUGAAAGACAAGGUUGUGAUAGUCACUGGAGGUUGUAGCGGAAUUGGAAAAGGGGUAGUAGAUAUAUUCAUUGAGAAUGGAGGAACAGUGGUUGUGUUUGAUAUUAAUGAUGAAAUUGGCAACUCUCUCAGCGUUCAAGGACCUGGAAAGAUAUUAUACAAACAUUGUGACGUCACUAAAGAAGACGAAAUAAAGAAAUGUAUUGCCGAAACAAUUGAGGCUUUUGACAGAAUUGAUUGUGUCAUCAACGACGUUGGCUACUUUCCAGGAGGCCAUAUUAUCAAUGACGUCACUUCCGAUUUGUUCAGGCGUGUUCUAGAUGUUAACUUAGUCAGUCAGUUCACGAUGUGUAAGUACGCACUACCAUACAUACGGCAAACCAAGGGAAGCAUUGUCAACAUGUCAAGUAUAAGUGGUGUUAUUGGCACGGCGGCGAGCUUUACUUACAGUGCCGCAAAAGGCGGAGUUAUAUCUUUCACAAAAGCGCUUGCAAUUGACGAGGCAAAAAAUGGAGUUCGCGUUAAUGCAAUAGCCCCAGGGGCAGUCAGUACACCAAUGCUCAACGACUUUCUGGAAAAAUCCGGUAAAUUUGACGAAGCUGCCAGUGUUGUCAAAGGUUAUAAUCAUUUGAAAAGAAUAGCAGAUCCCAAAGAAAUUGGUAAGGCGUGUUUGUUCCUGGCUGUGGAUGCAACUUUUACAACUGGUGAAGUGCUCAUGUGUUCCGCCGGAAAUGAAAUAGGUUACGGAGUGAAAUAGACGAACAGUGUAAUCAGACUUGUUAAUUUUAUGUUUAGCGCUGUCGCAUUUGUGAAAUAUGUGCAUUAGUUGGAAAUGAUGUAUUUGUUUCAUUUAUUCACAUAAACACAAAUAGAAGUCGUUUUUGCAA
Molecule: messenger RNA, 1268 nt
Organism: Ruditapes philippinarum (Manila clam)
Lineage: Eukaryota; Metazoa; Mollusca; Bivalvia; Venerida; Veneridae
Product: 17-beta-hydroxysteroid dehydrogenase 14-like
Exons: 9
Coding region: 365-1138 (257 amino acids)
Molecular function (GO): oxidoreductase activity
Source: RefSeq, a predicted model, not a curated record